AUGAACAUAUUGAAAAAUUACUUUAACCACCUUGACAAACCUCUGUAUCCCAACUCUGAAAACCCCAAGGCCAAGAACUUGACAAAAUUCAAUGAAUUAUUACUUGUGGCAUACCGAGAGUUUAGCAGUGUGACAGAUGAAUUGGUCAGAGAACUGCGACAAACCCAUCAAUUAAAGGUCGUCGCAGGCAUUGAAUCAUUCACAAAACGAUCAGCUGUGCGCAACAUUGAAGACGCAGCAGGACUAGACAAAACAGAGCUGGGCAUCAUCUACGACAAAUUCUACAACGUGUUAUACUACAAACAGCAAAAACCAACAGAACGCAGCGAUUCCAAAAUGGACCUCAAAUCAUUUGAAAUAUUUAUAGGGUCACUUGCUUCCUGGGCCAAGAUUGAGUCAGAAGAUUAUCAACUGGAUCGUCAGAGACAGUUGAAAGUGGCAAAAAAUUUCUUGCACCAGUUGUUCAAUGUAUUUGACAGACACCAUACACAACAUCUCAGCCUUCAGGACGCCAUCAUCGGAGUUGGAUCUAUCCACAAGGGCGAUCUGAACACACAGAUCAAGCUGUUCUUUGAUUUGCAUGAUUUGGACAAGGAUGAAUACCUCAACAAGGACGAAGUGGUGCAGCUGUCAGAGACACUGCUUUGGAUUUUCAGAAAUAUUCAAGAUGAAGAUCAUUUGAACGCUGUAUCUACGUUUUUACAUAAUGCGUUCGAGUACUCUGAGACUAGAGGAGACGAUCAAUAUUUGUCCCUGGGAUCAUUGAGAAUGAUUGUCCUUGCUGAUGAAACUUUGGAGAACUUCUUUGACCAUGAAUUUGCUUACUCUUUCAAAUUAUCAGAGAAGGAGACUGAACAGCAACGCAGUCUUGGAAGAGAAAUAUUUGAUAAUCUACUCGCAACAGGCGCUAAAUUGGCCUCAUCUACAGGCGUGAGUCGACCACAAUUGAAAUCAAAAUUGACAGAUGUCUCUUUGACAUCAUCCGAGAUGCAAGCUACAAUUGACUCUAUAGAGAAUGCCAAACUUGAAGACAAAGAGGACCUGAUCAACAAGGUAUCAGAUAAAAACGACCAUCCUCAGGAGAAACCAGAAGUGCAAGACGCUAGUAAAACCGAUGCAGAAAAGAAGCGCUCUUCACCAGCAACAGAGGCCGAAGGAGCAGCUGAAAAACAUGUGAUUGGAGACUCUGACAUGUCAGACGACGACGAUGAUGAAGAGGAAGAGGAAGAUCUGAGCCCUGAUGUGCUAGAGGAGGUUGAUAGACUACUGAAGGAGUAUGAUGAUGAAGAUGAAGAUUAA
Molecule: messenger RNA, 1299 nt
Organism: Mucor velutinosus
Lineage: Eukaryota; Fungi; Mucoromycota; Mucoromycetes; Mucorales; Mucoraceae
Product: Phosphatidylglycerol/phosphatidylinositol transfer protein
Exons: 4
Coding region: 1-1299 (432 amino acids)
Source: RefSeq, a predicted model, not a curated record